AUGAUGGAGGGUGGUGUGCGGGGACCGGCGGUGGUGGUGGUUGCGGGGCGGGCGAAUGAGGCUCGGCGGACGCUCGAAGCUUUGGGGGUGUACGAUGCGUCUCGGAAGAUUGGACGGGGUGCGGCCGAUGACUUGCCCGCGGAUGGGGCGGGUCUAUUGCUGGUGCCAGUGACGCCGGCUGGGCUGGCCGAUACCGAGACGGCGGCUCGCAUUGGUGAUCUGGGCCAGGUCCUAGCAAAAGUCGAGCUGGACGCUUCCUUGAAGCAGCGGGUGCGGGCUGAAAAGCCGCAACAGCGCCUUUUACAGGCACUGCAGGCUUGGUGUGCUGCAGGUGAUCCGUCGUUGGUCAAAGCGGGUGCUCAGCUUGGACAGUCGGAUGCGCUGCCUCUGCCUCCCAAGUUUGAGGUGCACGGCGACUUGGUCAUGUUUCCCGCCUCGGCCUUUUCGACGCCACAAUGGCACGACCUGCGAGGUCGAGAGGGGUUUUGGGCUUGUGUGGCAGGCGCGCUCGGCAAGGAGCGGGUGGCCAUUCGACGGGCCAUUGCCGACAAUUUGCGGCGCGAGGCCCAGGUGGAGUUGGUGUUGGGUGCGGAUGGCUGGGUCGAGCACGUUGACAAUCGCGUGCGCUACACGUACGAUGUGACGCGGUGCAUGUUUUCGGCGGGCAACAUUUCGGAAAAGCUGCGUGUAGCGGCCCUGCCCUGUGCCGACGAGGUGGUGGUGGAUCUCUUUGCGGGGAUUGGCUAUUUUACGCUCCCAUAUUUAGUCCAUGCGCGUGCGCGCUUCUUGCACGCCUGCGAGUGGAACCCGCAUGCCGUUGAAGCCCUCCGGCGCAAUCUCAAGCUCAAUCAGGUGGCGGACCGGUGUGAAGUUCACGAGGGGGACAAUCGGCAGGUAGCCCCGGUGGGCUGCGCUGAUCGCGUCAACCUCGGCCUCAUUCCCACGAGCAAAGAGUCUUGGGCCACGGCAUUGGCGUGCUUGCGACCGGACCGAGGGGGCAUGCUUCACGUGCACGAGAAUGUGACUACCGGGGAGGGAGAGCAGAAUGAGGCCGUAUGGGCCCUCUUUGGCGCACAGCUGUGCGCCGACUUGACGGCGCUGAGCGCGGGGCGGGUGGCUUGUACGGUACAGCACAUUGAGUGUGUCAAGUCGUAUGCGCCUCGAAUCUAUCACAUGCGGAGGCGUCGAGUUAGACGAUGUGUGCUUCUCAAAGGUUCAUUGAGUGCCGAGCAGUCGAAGCAAUUCCAAUCACUUCAUUCGAACCAGUUUCUGGUCAACAUUGAAUGUUCGGGAAACAACAAGAGUCGUGAACCACCCAUCAAGCACAACAGAGGGCAAAGGAGAACACUCUCCUGGCGCGGAUGA
This is a messenger RNA of Monosiga brevicollis MX1, 1365 nucleotides long. RefSeq lists its product as uncharacterized. Bases 1 to 1365 code for a protein of 454 amino acids. The transcript is spliced from 7 exons. NCBI's taxonomy places the organism in Eukaryota, Choanoflagellata, Craspedida, Salpingoecidae. Gene Ontology annotation, molecular function: tRNA methyltransferase activity. Gene Ontology annotation, biological process: tRNA methylation. The record is from RefSeq and is a predicted model, not a curated record. Gene Ontology annotation, cellular component: cytoplasm.